CUCCGGGGCGGGAGCCGCCAGUCCGUGGCGACCGGUGACGCGCGCGCCCGCCCGCCUCUCCCGCCUCUCUCCAGGGGGCGCUGACUGGUGACGUAGGAGGCAUCAUGGCCGCCGCGAGGCCGGGAAGGUGAAGAACCCCGCUGAUCUCCCUUUCCACCCUCCCCAAGGCUGGGGUAAGACCGAUUAAUGCCAAGCAAGGGGACUUCGGAGGAAGAGAAGCGAUAUCUCAGUUCCCAGCGCCGUCAUUUCGAUCAGCUGCUUGAUCAGCCGUCUAAAUUUCCAGCCCUUGGCGCGCCCCGUAGAAGGGAGAGUUAAGCAGCCUUACAGGGGCCCGCACACGUGGGCUUGCAGUUGGGAUCGGUGGAGGCCGAACACACCACAGCCAGCCCCACCCGGACGCCGCACGGAGGAGAAUGCAGAUUCCGAGCUGCUUUUGGCCGCCAGUCAUGCCCACCCUGUGAGGUCUUUCACCACCUGGAAACUUCUCCUCUGUUCCUGCUGUGCCGGCAGACGGUCCGUGGAUCCGUUUUCUUUUCCCCGCUAGGAGUUGGCUGUGCAUACGACUGGCGCGAUGUCCCUGCUCUUCUCUCCAUGCAACUCCAUCAUCACGGGCAAGAAGGACAAGAGACACAUGGCCGAGGUGAAUGCGUCUCCGCUCAAGCAUUUUGUCACCGCCAAGAAGAAGAUCAAUGGGAUUUUCGAGCAGCUGGGGGCCUACAUCCAGGAGAGCGCCACCUUCCUGGAAGACACCUACCGGAAUGCGGAGCUGGACCCGGUCACCACGGAGGAGCAGGUCCUGGAUGUCAAAGGCUACCUGUCCAAAGUCCGGGGCAUCAGUGAGGUGCUGGCCCGGCGGCACAUGAAGGUGGCCUUCUUCGGCCGGACGAGCAACGGGAAGAGCACUGUGAUCAACGCCAUGCUCUGGGACAAGGUGCUGCCCUCGGGCAUCGGGCACACCACCAACUGCUUCCUGCGGGUGGAGGGCACGGACGGCCACGAGGCCUUCCUGCUGACGGAGGGCUCGGAGGAGAAGAAGAGCGUCAAGACUGUGAACCAGCUGGCCCACGCCCUGCACCAGGACGAGCAGCUGCACGCCGGGAGCCUGGUCAGCGUCAUGUGGCCCAACUCCAAGUGCUCGCUGCUCAGGGAUGACCUGGUGCUGAUGGACAGCCCUGGCAUCGAUGUCACCACAGAGCUGGACAGCUGGAUUGACAAGUUCUGCCUGGAUGCGGAUGUGUUCGUGCUGGUGGCCAACUCGGAGUCCACCCUGAUGCAGACGGAGAAGCAGUUCUUCCACAAGGUCAGCGAGCGCCUGUCCCGGCCCAACAUCUUCAUCCUCAACAACCGCUGGGACGCGUCCGCCUCGGAGCCCGAGUACAUGGAGGAGGUGCGGCGACAGCACAUGGAGCGCUGCACCGGCUUCCUGGUGGACGAGCUGGGCGUGGUGGACCGAGGCCAGGCCGGAGACCGCAUCUUCUUCGUGUCUGCCAAGGAGGUGCUCAAUGCGCGGAUCCAGAAGGCCCAGGGCAUGCCUGAAGGAGGGGGCGCUCUGGCCGAGGGCUUCCAAGUGAGGAUGUUCGAGUUUCAGAAUUUCGAGCGGAGGUUUGAGGAGUGCAUCUCCCAGUCUGCCGUGAAGACCAAGUUCGAGCAGCACACGGUCCGCGCCAAGCAGAUCGCGGAGGCCGUGCGCCUCAUCAUGGACUCCCUGCACGUGGCCGCCCAGGAGCAGCGGGUGUACUGCCUGGAGCUGCGCGAGGAGCGGCAGGAGCGGCUGCGCUUCAUCGACAAGCAGCUGGAGCUCCUGGCGCAGGACUACAAAGUGCGCAUCAAGCAGAUGACCGAGGAGGUGGAGCGGCAGGUGUCCACGGCGAUGGCGGAGGAGAUCAGGCGCCUCUCGGUGCUGGUGGACGAGUACCAGAUGGACUUCCACCCCUCCCCGGUGGUCCUCAAGGUCUAUAAGAACGAGCUGCACCGCCACAUCGAGGAAGGGCUGGGCCGAAACAUGUCUGACCGCUGCUCCACGGCCAUCGCCAGCUCGCUGCAGGCCAUGCAGCAGGACAUGAUCGACGGCCUGAAGCCGCUGCUGCCGACGUCCGUGCGCAGUCAGCUGGACAUGCUGGUCCCCCGGCAGUGCUUCUCCCUCAGCUACGACCUCAACUGUGACAAGCUGUGUGCGGAUUUCCAGGAGGACAUCGAGUUCCACUUCUCUCUCGGGUGGACCAUGCUGGUGAAUCGGUUCCUGGGUCCCAAGAACAGCCGCCGAGCCUUGAUGGGCUACAAUGACCAGGUGCUGAGGCCCCUCCCGCUGACGCCUGCCAACCCCAGCAUGCCCCCGCUGCCGCAGGGCUCGCUCACCCAGGAGGAGCUCAUGGUGUCCAUGGUCACGGGCCUGGCCUCCCUGACGUCUCGGACCUCCAUGGGCAUUCUCGUGGUCGGCGGAGUGGUGUGGAAGGCCGUGGGCUGGCGCCUCAUCGCCCUCUCCUUCGGCCUCUACGGCCUCCUGUACGUGUACGAGCGCCUCACAUGGACCACCAAGGCCAAGGAGCGGGCUUUCAAGCGCCAGUUUGUGGAGUACGCCAGCGAGAAGCUGCAGCUCAUCAUCAGCUACACGGGCUCCAACUGCAGCCACCAAGUGCAGCAGGAACUCUCCGGAACCUUUGCUCAUCUCUGCCAGCAAGUUGACAUCACCCGGGAGAAUCUGGAGGAGGAGAUCGCCGCCAUGAACAAGAAAAUUGAGGUUCUUAAUUCACUUCAGAGCAAAGCCAAACUGCUCAGGAACAAAGCCGGCUGGCUGGACAGCGAGCUCAACAUGUUCACACACCAGUACCUGCAGCCCAGCAGAUAGUGGCCGCGGGCAGCGCCAGAGGCAGCCCCCGCCCUCGCCUCCUCUUUGAGCCCUUAGAUGCUAGUUCUCCCCUCGCCUGCUGUUGCGGGAAACCCUCUGGCUCAUUCCCUCAAAGGCAACUCUGAAACAGUGAUCGUGGACAGUGUGGACUCCGGGACUUGGCGUUGUCAAGGUCCCUGAUGGAGGAGCAUCUGAUGCUCGAUAAGGUCCUGGGACUUUGCCGCAUUGCAGGAGCCCCUUGACAAACACCCCAUUCUCCUCCACACUACACACUCACACAGUUACACACACACACACACACACACACACACACACACACAGGAGCCCCUUGACAAACACCCCAUUCUCCUCCACACUACACACUCACACAGUUACACACACACACACACACACACACACACACACACACACACACACACACACCGGCCCUGGUCACCUGAGCCAGCUGCUUCCCCACUGGCAGCAGAACUAGGCCCAGUACCUAGGCUCAUGUGUCAUACACACACACACACACACACACACACACACACAGGCCCUGGUCACUUGAGCCAGCUGCUUCCCCACUGGCAACAGAACACACACACACACACAACGGCCCUGGUCAUCUGAGCCAGUUGCUUCCCCCCGGCAGCAGAACUAGGCCCAGUACCUGUGGCUCAUGUGUCACUUGUCCUUCAGCUUUGCUGCUUUGUCCCCAGAACAGCCCGUCAGACGCGUUGAUGGCAGGGCCCAACCUGCCGUGGUCCGAAGGGUGCAGGAGCUGGAGUCGGAGAAGCUGAGGGCUGUGGUUUGUGGAGGGUCCCCAGGCAGGUGCUGUCUGCGAGAGAAGGGCCGUCCCCCCUUCCUUGUGGCCCUUGUUCUGCUCUCAGCCCCUUGCCUGUGUCGUCUGGGUUGGGUUUUGGUGAAAGGUGCUUUGGUCCAGAUGGUGAAAGGACGUGGUAGAAGGGAGGGUGGUGGAAGGUCAGCCACGGCCUGUGCAGCGCGAGGCCGUGGGCCGCGGGCCCCACCCCACUCGCUUGUUGGCAUCCCUGUUCGUCCCCGUGCUUUGCCCUGGUCCUGGCCACUGCGCCCUGCACUUAGUGAUGCUAAGGCCAGUGACACUGCAGCCCUCCCGCCUCCCUGCCCCCGGGAGCCACUGCUGACACACGCCACCUGUUUUGCCCAGACCAUUUCCUGUCGUCUGGUGCGGGUGGAUUGCGAUGGGCCCAAGUGGGUCCAGAUCCCUGUCUCUGAGGUGUCAGAACUCAGGGCCGAGUGGCCUCGCCUUUGGGUGACAGAGCCCUCGCUGCCCCGACCAGAGAACUUCCAGAACAAGCAGCAGAGACAUGGGCCUUGACCCCAGCUCUGGCAGCGUCCACACAGCAAGCACCCCAGGAUCCACGGUCCCCCGUGCUGAAGAAGCGGGCAGCGUCCCAAAGGGGCCGCACUCGGCGUGUGGGAAGAAACAGGUGUCUCACAACUCCAAGAACUUCACUUUUUUGGAAAAAAAUUUUUUGAAAGACCAUACAUGAAUUUUUUAAGGUAGCCCCUGGCAUGAAAUAUGAUUUUGAGCUUCUUAUGUUUAGUGAAAUGGAUACCUCUGAGAGACUGUAAGAAGCGCAGCGAAAAGCACUUUAAUUUCAUGCUGCUAACGGCCUUGUGUUCAUUGACGCUGGUUUGCAGGAGCGGGAAGACGUGCUAGACCGGGCAGGAUUUUUCUCCGAUGUAUUUAAGGUGAUAUCUUCGCCUGAAUUACCCCCUGUAUCAUUGCUGAUAAUAUCGGAAACUCAAAUAAACCCUGGUUGGAAACCUGG
Sorex araneus (European shrew) is the source of this 4638-nucleotide messenger RNA. RefSeq names its product mitofusin 2 (gene MFN2). Lineage: Eukaryota; Metazoa; Chordata; Mammalia; Eulipotyphla; Soricidae. Gene Ontology annotation, molecular function: GTPase activity; GTP binding. The coding region runs from base 572 to 2845 and encodes 757 amino acids. Gene Ontology annotation, biological process: mitochondrion localization; mitochondrial fusion. The transcript is spliced from 21 exons. Gene Ontology annotation, cellular component: mitochondrial outer membrane. The record is from RefSeq and is a predicted model, not a curated record.